Messenger RNA from Macrosiphum euphorbiae (potato aphid), 1107 nucleotides. The record is from the annotation of a GenBank genome assembly. Lineage: Eukaryota; Metazoa; Arthropoda; Insecta; Hemiptera; Aphididae.
AUGUUUUCUUUACUUGUUUCGAGAAACGUUUCGUUUUUGUCAACUCCAACAGCAAGAUACAUGUCAUACAUCAGUCGUAAGAGCGGUUUGCCGUAUUUUAAAACACCGAACCCAGCGCUGAGGACAUCCUGCAAACAGGUUCUGCAGAUACAAAAUCAUAUUUGUCAUACAGGAAGGCGUGGGUUUUCGUCGUUACUGACGGUUAUCGGUGGCGCGGCGGUGCGGCGCUGGUGGUUCAAGCGACCACCCGAGACGAGGCGGCGGUACACGAAUACGGCCAGGACAUACCGCUUGACCAUCAUUGGAAUGACGACCGCCUUUAUGUGCCUCAUUGGAACGUUCCUGUCGUGUUGCAUGGAAUUGGACCCGUGGACGGACCUGUGGCGGCUGUUCGUGUUCAGCGAACGAACGAUCGAGGUGUACGACCGCAUAAAUGUGGCAGCUAUUCUGGCUGAAAUGACGGGCAAGCGCUGCCUUCUAGAAACGGAACAUCCCACGUACAGACGAGUGGCCAGCGUGAUGUCUCGGCUGCUGGACGCCAACAACGGGGUGGACGAGAUCCGCAACCGCCAGUGGAGUUUGGUGGUGGUGAACCACCCAACGGUCAACGCGUUCGUCUCGGCCAGUGGGUUCAUUUUCGUGUUCUCCGGGCUGGCGGCCAUGGCCAACGACGAUCAGCUUUCAAUAAUUGUCGGCCAUGAGCUGGCCCACGUCAUGCUACGGCAUACGAACCAUAUUACCAGCGUCAACUUUGCAGUCCACCUGUUGUGCUUGACACCUGUGUCCAUGGUCCUGUCGGUUGCUCUGCCUUUCCUCUGGGCGAUGUUGGCGGUCAUGAUGUGUCGACUCGUCCUAUACGUGUGCGUGGGGCUGACGAAGGAAAGGUCCCUCGAGACCGAGGCAGACGGCCUCGGGUUGUUGCUGGCCGCAAACGCAUGUGUAGACGGCACCCAGGGUUACCUGUUCUGGGAGGCCAUGUCCAAAAUCUACGGGCCAUCCACCCGGACCUGGUGGCUGGAAACGCACCCGACAAACGAAAUCCGGGCCCGACACUUACACAGCUUGAUACCAGCCGCCACGGAGCUCCAGAAACUGGCCAAAUGCUAG